Acomys russatus (golden spiny mouse) is the source of this 1158-nucleotide messenger RNA. RefSeq names its product oncostatin M (gene Osm). Bases 84 to 812 code for a protein of 242 amino acids. The transcript is spliced from 3 exons. The record is from RefSeq and is a predicted model, not a curated record. Gene Ontology annotation, molecular function: oncostatin-M receptor binding; cytokine activity. NCBI's taxonomy places the organism in Eukaryota, Metazoa, Chordata, Mammalia, Rodentia, Muridae. Gene Ontology annotation, cellular component: extracellular region. Gene Ontology annotation, biological process: immune response; oncostatin-M-mediated signaling pathway.
CAUAAAGUGGCUGCCAGUCCGCAGGACGCCCAGCCAAGCCGUGUCACCCCUGAGAGACACAGGCCAAAUCACCAGCACCCAGCAUGCAGGCACAGCUUCCACAGAGAACACUGCUCAGUUUGGCUCUCAGUCUCCUGUUCCUGAGCAUGGCACAGGCCAGAGGCAGAUGCUCCAGCUCUUCCCCACAGCUCCUCAGGCAGCUGCAGAGUCAGGCGAACAUGACUGGGAACACGGAAUCACUCCUCGAGCCCUACGUCCACCUCCAAAACCUGAACACACCUGACUUGAGAAAUGCCUGCACAAAGGACUGCCCCUCGGCCUUCCCAAGUGAGGAUGCCCUACAGGCCAUGAGCAAGCCUCUCUUCCUGAGCACUGUCUAUGCCACACUGGACAGAGUUGGGCGUCAACUGGGUACUUUAAGAUACCAUUUUCUGAAUAUUGAGGAUUUUCCACAUCUGGAGAGGGCCAGGCAGAACAUUGGAGGCAUCAAGAAUAAUGUCUAUUGCAUGGCUUGGCUGCUCAACCACAGCCUGGAGAUACCUGAGCCCACGCAGGAGAACUCUGGGUCCUCCCCGCCCACCACCAUAACAUCAAAAAUCUUGGAGACCAGACUAGAAACCUGCCGCUUCCUGUGUGGUUAUCAUCGCUUCAUGGUCUCCGUGGGGAAGGUCUUCAGGGAGUGGGGAGAUAGCUCCAUCCGCAGCCGGAGACACAGUCCGCUCCGGGCCCGGCACAAGGGAGCCCGCAGAAUCAGAGCAUCCGGAGCCCCAUGCCCAGGGUCCAGGUGCCCGGGUAACCUGAGGACGCAGUGAUGGACACAGCAUAGUCUGUGGAUGCAGGAGGUAGCCUCUCAGGGGGCUUUCAGAGCUGUUUCUGUGCAGAAGAGCACUUUAAGGGAGUGGGGUUGGGCUCCCCUUGUACCACUCUGGACCAUGGGGCUAGUUGGGUUGUGUUGCCCCUCUCCAAGCCUACUGGGGUUGCUGGGUCAGGCCACGUGUGGCCAGCGGCUUUCCAUUGAUUCAGGGGUCUGAUGACACAAGCUGACUCACCACUGGGCUGAACCCCUCCGGCUGGUUGGCCCUUUCCUCUCAUGACUUGAAGCUGUUGCCUGCAGACUUCCUCCUUUCCCUAUGGCUGGGUUCCAAAGGGGAGGUCAGA